AUGGCCCUCCACGGCGUGGUCAGCAAUCUUGUUUCGACAUUUUUCAUCAAUCUCGCCCCAUUUCACCUGCUUUUCUACUCGGCCCUGCUCGGCACCGAACUCUUCCAAACCUUUGUCAACACCAAAGUGUGCUUCGUCGCCCUUCCCCGCUCAGCGUUCACCACUUUGCAAAAGCGCCUCUUUCCUGUCUAUUUUGGGACACAGACAGCCUUGGUCGUCCUGAGCGCCCUAACCUUUCCACCACAUGGCCUUUCCUCCUUGAUUCUACGCAAGGGGAACUGGAUUCCGUACGCCGUUGCAUUUGGCACUGCACUCCUCAACCUCGUAGUGUACGGGCCCCGGACGCGACGGGCGAUGGUGAAUUGUAUUCAUCAAGAAACUCGCGACACACUGCAUGCUGGGGAAGAGAGCCGUGUUGACCGCGAACCAUCUCCCGACAUGCAGCGUCUUAGGAAGUCUUUUUCAAGGCACCACGCCAUGGCAAUCCAUAUCAACCUGAUCUCCAUUGGGGCGAUGGUGUUUCACGGUUGGAGAUUGGGCUCCAAGCUGGCUAUCGGGGUGGAAUGA
Thermothelomyces thermophilus ATCC 42464 is the source of this 567-nucleotide messenger RNA. RefSeq lists its product as uncharacterized. The record is from RefSeq and is a predicted model, not a curated record. The transcript has 2 exons. Lineage: Eukaryota; Fungi; Ascomycota; Sordariomycetes; Sordariales; Chaetomiaceae. The coding region runs from base 1 to 567 and encodes 188 amino acids.